Molecule: messenger RNA, 1665 nt
Organism: Macrosiphum euphorbiae (potato aphid)
Lineage: Eukaryota; Metazoa; Arthropoda; Insecta; Hemiptera; Aphididae
Source: the annotation of a GenBank genome assembly
AUGUCUGUAAGUGCAUUGACGGUGGCCGGUUCUAGGACGUCUGGAACACCCAUUCGUACACAAAAUGUAAUGGCUGCAAAUGCUAUCGCAAACAUCGUUAAAAGCUCAUUGGGACCGGUUGGCCUGGAUAAAAUGUUGGUCGAUGACAUUGGAGAUGUCACAGUAACCAACGACGGUGCUACUAUUCUGAAGUUAUUGGAUGUCGAACAUCCAGCUGCUCGUGUCCUCGUUGAAUUGGCUCAAUUACAAGAUGAAGAAGUUGGUGAUGGCACGACAUCAGUUGUUAUAAUAGCAGCAGAAUUACUAAAAAAUGCAGAUGAGUUAGUUAAACAAAAAAUACAUCCCACAUCUAUCAUAAGCGGAUAUCGUUUGGCAUGCAAAGAGUCUUGCAAGUAUAUUCAGAACAAUUUAACUGUAAAUGUUGACGAUUUACGACGUGAUUGGUUGGAAAAUGCUGCUACUACAUCUAUGUCUAGCAAAUUAAUCAUGGCUGAUUCAGAAUUCUUUUCAAAAAUGGUUGUAGAUGCUUGCAUGCUUGUGAAACGACCAUCUGAUAAACGUGGUGGAGUAUCUGUUCCUAUUAAAACCAUCAAUGUACUUAAAGCUCAUGGUAAAAGUGCACGAGAAAGUUUACUCAUUCAAGGAUAUGCUUUGAAUUGUACUGUUGCUUCUGAAGCAAUGCAAAAAAAAAUCGUAAAUGCCAAAAUUGCCUGUUUAGAUUUUUCUCUACAAAAAACUAAAAUGAAAUUAGGUGUACAGGUUUUGGUUAAUGACGUUGACCAGCUGGAAGCGAUACGUCAACGUGAGUCUGAUAUAACUAAAGAACGAGUUCAAAAAAUUUUAGCAACUGGAGCUAAUGUCAUAUUAUGCACGGGUGGUAUUGAUGACAUUUGCUUGAAGUAUUUCAUUGAAGCAAAAGCUUUGGCUGUACGCCGUGUUAAGAAGGUUGAUUUAAAAAGAAUCGCAAAAGCCACAGGUGCAGCUUUUUUGACUUCUUUAACAAAUAUGGAAGGAGAAGAGACUUUUGAAAGUUCUAGUCUUGGUGAAGCUGCUGAAGUUGUACAAGACCAAAUAUCUGACGAUGAAUUAAUAAUUGUUAAAGGACCAAAAGCUCAAAGUGCUGCAUCAAUUAUACUACGUGGCCCAAACGAUUUCUAUUGUGAUGAAAUGGAACGUUCCAUUCAUGAUGCUCUGUGUGCCGUUCAGCGUGUGCUUGAAUCUAAAUCGGCUGUUGCUGGUGGUGGAGCAGUUGAAGCUGCUUUAUCUAUUUAUUUAGAAAAUUUCGCUACAUCUUUGAGUUCUCGGGAGCAACUGGCUAUUGCAGAAUUUGCACGCUCUCUGUUGGUUAUUCCUAAAACCUUGGCGAUUAAUGCUGCACAAGACGCUACAGAGUUGGUGGCUAAACUCAGAUCUUACCAUAAUGAAAGCCAAACAAGUAGUGAAAACGAUGUCUAUAAAUGGUAUGGAUUAGAUUUGGAAGAAGGUGAAAUACGGGACAAUCUUAAAGCUGGUGUCCUGGAACCUGCUAUAUCUAAAGUUAAGUCAUUGAAAUUUGCAACAGAGGCUGCAAUUACUAUUCUUAGAAUAGAUGAUAUGAUUAAAUUAGAUCCUGAACAGAAAGCUGGACGUGGAUAUCAACAAGCAUAUGAUGCUGGAGAGCUUUAA